GGAGGCGGGCAGUCCGAGCUGCCGGUCCCCGCGAAAUAAGCCGUGCGAUCGCCGGGCGGAUGAAUUAGUUGUCAUUCGGUGUCUGCAUGGAGGGUAAGUUCAGCGCGCAGGGGACAGAGUGUCGGGGAUGGAGCUGCUGUGCGGAGUCACGACGUGCGACGCAACGCGGCUCGUCAUCAUGACCUGAAGAGAAUCACGAUGGGAUUUCUUUAGUGACGUGAAAUUUAGGUUGGAUGCAAUUAGACAUGGUUUUAUAGGCGCUGCGUGUUUCACCAGCAGCUGAACAUUAUCGCUGCUUUUUUAAAUCCACGUUUCUGCACCAUCUCCUGGUUUUUUGUGCUUUUUUUUAAAUUUUACGCACGUUUCCACCAACCGCAGAAAUUUCAGAGUAGAUUUUUUUGCACCUUGAACUUGCUCUGACUAUCUUGCAAUAUUCAUUCUUUUCAAUUAACGUUUUUUGAUUUUGAUUUUUUUUUAUUCCGUGAAGUGGCUGCGCUGUGCGUGCAGGAGGCGCUGACAUUGCGCGCCGGUGAAGUCAAGUGUUUUGCGGAUUUCUGUGGGAACACAACGCUCCGUGCACCUGUGGACCAAACGAAAAAAACAUCCAGCUCCAAGAUCAUUUUUGUUUUUCACACAUAAACACCGUGGUUUAAUUUUUUUUUAGUGUUUCCUCAUCAUCAUAACGCGUGAGUCGGAUGCUCGGUUGCACCGUGAGCAGUCGGUGCUCUGACCACAUUCAGCCGCCGCUCGACGCGUGUGGAUGGGCUCUGUCGGUCUCUUCAGCUCCUAACUACCGGUAACGAUGGCAUCACACGGUUUCUGGUCUCUUGGUGGAGAUAAUGCGGGGGCCAACACCGGGAGUCAGAGCCCCAGUACGCCCAGGGCUUGGUGCCAAGCGGCGGCCCAGAAAUUAUCCGGAGGACUUGGAUCGAAACUAUGUGCGCUGCUCAAUGUCGGGGAGGUGGAGAAAGCCGCCGAGCCCGGCUCCGCCAAGCAGCCGCCGGAGGCGACUACAGGCGACUGCGGCUGCAACAAAUCCUGCAACUGCACCAAAGCUGCCGUGGGCUUCUCCGACCUAUAUUCAACAGACCUGUUACCUGCCAUGGACGGGGACACCAAGACGAUGACCUUCCUGCAGGAGGUGGUGGAUAUUUUACUGGCCUACAUCGUGGAGUCGUUCGACCGGGAAACGAAAGUGAUCGACUUCCAUUAUCCCAACGAGCUGCUGCAGAUGAACAACUGGGAGCUGCAGGGCGAGCCUGCGACUCUGGACGACAUCCUGAUCAGCUGCCGAGCCACACUUAAAUACGCCAUCAAGACAGCCCACCCCAGGUACUUCAAUCAGCUCUCCACAGGAUUAGACAUGGUCGGACUGGCAGCCGAUUGGCUCACAUCCACCGCCAACACCAACAUGUUCACCUAUGAGGUGGCUCCCGUCUUUGUGCUGCUGGAAUACGUCACUCUGAAGAAGAUGAGGGAAAUCAUUGGCUGGACUGACGGACGAGGAGACGGCAUUUUCUCUCCUGGUGGUGCUAUUUCCAACAUGUACGCCAUGCUGUUGGCCCGCUUCAAGAUGUUCCCUGAAGUGAAGGAGAAAGGAAUGUCAUCUGUUCCCCGACUGGUGGCCUUCACGUCUGAACACAGCCACUUUUCCAUCAAGAAAGGAGCAGCAGCUCUCGGCAUCGGGACUGAAAGUGUGAUCUGCAUCAAAGUCGACGAGAGCGGUAAACUGAUCCCAGCCGACCUUGAGAGGAGAAUACUGGAGGCCAAACAGAAGGGUUUCGUACCUUUCUUUGUGAGCGCAACCGCUGGAACAACCGUAUACGGAGCCUUUGACCCGCUCAUCCCCAUUUCUGACAUCUGCAAGAAGUACAACAUCUGGAUGCAUGUGGACGGUGCAUGGGGAGGAAGUCUGCUGAUGUCCAGGAGACACAGGUGGAAGCUGGACGGAGUCGACAGAGCUAAUUCAGUCACAUGGAACCCACACAAAAUGAUGUCAGUCCCUCUGCAGUGUUCGGCCCUGCUGGUCAGAGAGGAGGGUUUGAUGCAGAACUGCAACCAGAUGCACGCCUGCUACUUGUUCCAGCAGGACAAACAGUACGACCUCUCCUACGACACCGGGGACAAGGCGCUGCAGUGUGGACGCCACGUGGACAUCUUCAAGCUGUGGCUCAUGUGGAGGGCCAAGGGCACCAUCGGGUUCGAGGCUCAGAUUGACAAGUGUCUGGAGCUGUCGGAGUAUCUGUACAACAAGAUCAAGGACAGAGAAGGAUAUGAGAUGAUCUUUAACGGGAAGCCUCAGCACACCAACGUCUGCUUCUGGUACCUCCCUCCUGGGAUCCGCUACAUGGAGGACAAAGAGGAGAGAAAGAAACACUUGCACAAGGUGGCUCCGGUGAUUAAAGCCCGGAUGAUGGAGUACGGGACGACCAUGGUCAGUUACCAGCCACAAGGGGACAAGGUCAACUUUUUCCGCAUGGUGAUCUCAAACCCCGCCGCCACCUUCGAGGACAUCGACUUUCUUAUCGAGGAGAUCGAACGACUCGGCCAAGAUCUAUAAGACUCGUCUCACCUCGUCCUCACGUUCUUUUCCCCCUUGACGGAUGAAUUGUUUGUCGUGAAUGUACCGGUAAACGUUUCUUUUUUCUCUCUUUCCUCCAAAGUCACAUAUUUAAGAAUAUAUUUGAGAAAAAAAAACAGAUAAAUCCAUAUAUUAUGUAUCGUAGCUUUGCCGUGGGCUGACUUGGUCCAAAACGAUGUAAAAGUGCUUCUGUCUGCUUCUCCUGUAGUGUAGAUCCCAGAGUAGUGUCGGUGAUGUAACUUGUACUUUUUUGUGAUAUGAAGGCUUGUGCAAUAGGUCGAUGAGGAAGAGUUUAUUUUUCAAUCAUCUCUCAUUUGCCCAGUUUGUUGUUUAAGUGCCAAACGUGGUUGUGUUCUAUUGUAACUUUAACUUUUAAACUUCUGGUUUUAAAACUUUGAAAAGAGAAAAAAAAAAGCACUUCACCUUACCUCAGCUUAUUCAACUGCCUUCACAUCUGCACAUAAUCCUCCUCGCAGUGAUUCUCAUGUAGUGAACCAGCACAUGUUCAAAAAAUAAUCCCCACUGGAGCGCACGGUUGUUUGGAUUCGGAAGAAAAACUGAUUUUCAGUAAAUGCCAACGACAGAAAAGUAAAUUCAAAGGAUGUUGGUCCAUGCGGAUCUCAACAUGUGCAUCACGAACAGGCUUUAUAUUCAUAAUAAUCUAAGAUUAGAACGAUCAGCACUUCAGAGGUUCAUGUGAAGUUAUUAUCCUUCAGAUUUUCUUCAAUUCAUGUGGUCGUUUUAUAAUAUAUUUGGAGAUUUUCUCUCUUAAUAUGAGUUUUAAUUGUUGGCAGAGAUUUGACCUUGACAGACCUUUUCAUUUUGGAUGUAAUAGAUUUUAAAUUAUCAAAAAAAUCUUUAAUUUCCGACAUCCACGUCCAAAAUAAACCUUAUGCACAAACUCCAGCUCGAACCCAAAGACCCAAACAACUGCAAAUUGGGUUUAUUUCCACUCGUCAUGCAUUUAAGUCGUGAUCUGUGAAAUCUGAUUCCAGGUCCGUCUUUUUGCUGGUUUAUGCUCAAGUUAGCCGGCUGGACAGAUUGCUGCUCCUUCUCUGUGGUAUUCGACUGGAUCGUCUGGUUAGCAGAGAUGUAGUUCGAUAUUCUCUGCAUAUCGCCCAUGCAGUCCUCGUCUAUGAUGGGAAGAAUUGUGUGAGAGCCAGCGGACAAACUUUAACACAAACUUUUUAUCUUUGCAGAAUUUUUACAAUCACAAAACAAAACCAUAAAAUGGAAAAAGAGGAAAGAAAAACUUGUCUUCUUUAAAACGUUUUGCCGUUACCCUCACUAACACGACUGAAUCUUAAGGAUGAUAACUUUAUAUUCGCAAACCUGUCAUUAGUAUAAAAUAUAUUAGAGAGGUUGUUCUGUAGUUGGGUUUUUGGGUGAAGCACUUAACUGGAAGGUCGAGGAUUGAUCUUUAGAAACUGGGGCAAUAAUCGUUUGAGUUAAUUCCCUUCACCAGAUCUGCAGCUACUGUAAACCUGACAUCACUUGCACUAAGUCACCAGGGGACGAAGAGCAUCCCUUAGCAUUGCAACUGAGAUUUAAUCCAUUCGCAAGCAAUAUAUAUAUAUAUUCCAGUGUGGGUCCAAUCUUAUAAAACCCUGCAGACAUAUUAAAAAGUGACGGUGAACUCACGUGUUGACGAUAAUCAAGUCUCCUGACCAAAUGUUCCGUAGCUGGCAAAAAAAUAAAAUAAAGUUUAGAACAUGCUUGAUGUAGGCGGGUUAGAACAGAGGUUCUGUAGCAUUUCCAUUAGUUAGAAAAGCACAAUUUGCUCAACAUGGUCGGUCAGUGUACAAUCACUUUUGAUCAUAGAUUGUAAAUAGUAUUUCAAGAUGUCCUGAGUACAUAUCUUUGUGUAUACAUAUAUGUAUAUAAGACGUAUAACCAGAGAAUAUUUGUGAGGUAAAGUUAUUCAUAUUUUCUCUAUCUCCGAUAUAGAUUUACUUGUAUUUUCAUCCUGUUUGUCCAAAAGGCUUUUGUGUGUGUGUGUGUGUGUGUGUGCGUGUGUGUGUGUGUCACAUACUUGAUUAUUUGGUGUGUGACAGAAAACGUGUUUCAGGGACUGGCUUUAAACAAACCGACGAGUCGCAGACGAACAACGAGACUCUGACGUUUGGAUCUUACGUAAAUAUGCAAAGCCAUUUAAACUCUGAAGCCCUGUGUUUAUUUCUUUGUUUUUCAUUUGUGUGUGUGUGUGUGUGUGUGUGUGUGUGCUCAAGUGAUAAUUGACGGUAUGUGCCAACGUUUACCGUAGCGUGUUUGUAACUGUGUUGCCUUAGUAUAAAUUUGCCAGUAUUGUCUAGUUUUUCCUCCGCAGGGGAGGUCGUGCACUUUACAGUAUACACAUGACCUAAUAACGUGCAAUGUCCAAUGGUUGUCCAUGUUUUAAACGAUUAUUAUAUUCCAAAAAAAUGUAACUUUAAGCUCUUUGGUCUGAAUGUGACAAGAAUCAAGGGUCUUUACAGAAGAGGGAAGGAUUAUUUGAAGCGUUAAUAUUUAUACAUGAAUUUGUUUAACUACCUUUAACUAGCCUAUAAUUAUCGAUCCCAUUGAUUUUACCUUUCUGAAAGCUAAAAUUUGGCGUUCACACUGUGACACGGACAACAUCAGAUGUGAAACAGCGACAAAGGAAUCUCACUGUGGUAGUCCUGGAAAACCAGACGCGUUGCACCUCUUGCUGCUGCUGCUCGACUUUGCUUCCUUUGCACGUGCAUGCGAUGCCUUGCCUAUCCAGCUUGUUUGAUAUACAGUGUCCUCUAUAUCUAUUUAUAUAUCCAUAUAUAUACAAAUAUACAUUAUGUGUAGCACCUGUACUUAUAGCUUGAGUGUCUGAUGUAUAGCUUGUAGCCUGUAGACUAGUGCACCGUCGCUCUGGCCUUUACAUGUGAUCUCUCGUGUCUUUGGGCUUCCUAUAAAGUGUCUCCGUGCCGCCAGCAUGCUAACCUCGCCUCGCAUUGUAUACCUCGCCGCGCUUGAUCUGACUAUCUCUAUCCUCCGUCUUUCUCUUCUGCUCGACGACUGUCGCCGCUUCUGAACGUAGAGUAUUAUAUAUCUAUAUACGUGUGUAGUCCCUCAGCAUGUCUCUCCGAAAGCUCGUCUCCGCUUCCGCACCUGUACGACCGUUUUUCUAUCUUUCUAUCUCUUCCGCUUUCGCCCUCUGGUAGCAGCGAGAACGUCUCUCCCGCGCUUUCCUCUCAACCUUUCCACGGCCUCCCGCUGUCGUUCUGUUUGUUGUGUCUGAGGCUGGUAAUGUUGACUCGUGUCAUGGUGCCACGGCAUUUUGUUUUCCCAAGACCCUUGACUCUACGGGAUGUAUGAGAAAGAGAAUUAAUAAACAUUUUUUGGCUCGAUUGUCCAAAAACAUGUCUGAUGCAGGUGUUCUUAGCCUUUAGCACAGAAACAGAAAACGUGUUCCCUGGUUUCUUGCUCACAGGAAGUAUUGUUUGUUAAAGAGAACAAUUUAAACCCCGACUACUCAGAGUGCAGUUCAUUUUCACUGAAUAUAAAUCAUAUAUUCUGCAAACUGCUCUGCUAGCUUCUCUAAAACUUUCAUCUGUCCUGAACUAAUGUUACUCCUGGGAAAAUAGAAAUAAAUA
Molecule: messenger RNA, 6186 nt
Organism: Paralichthys olivaceus (Japanese flounder)
Lineage: Eukaryota; Metazoa; Chordata; Actinopteri; Pleuronectiformes; Paralichthyidae
Gene: gad2
Product: glutamate decarboxylase 2
Biological process (GO): GABA biosynthetic process; GABA shunt
Cellular component (GO): cytoplasm
Molecular function (GO): pyridoxal phosphate binding; glutamate decarboxylase activity
Source: RefSeq, a predicted model, not a curated record